AGCAGCCCCUCAGCUCUGUGACUUCCGGGAGAACCACUUCCUGGGCGAGGAGGUGAAGCUCAUCAAGAAGAUGGGCGACACCUGGCUCCCCUCCACAAGCUGGCGGACCCUGAGGCUAUGCUGGCAUCAAGACACCCUAGUGCUGCAUGUAUCCCUGAAUCGGUAUGUCAAUACGGUAUGCAUUUUCCUGUUUUCCAUCUGUCUUACUUAUGUCUUACCAGCUAAAGUCCAGGAAGAGAUUGACCGCGUCAUUGGCAGAGAGCGGAGCCCCUGCAUGCAGGACAGGAGCCACAUGCCCUACACGGAUGCCAUGGUGCACGAGGUCCAGAGAUACCUUAACCUCCUCCCCACCAACCUGCCCCAUGCGGUGACCUGUGAUGUUAAAUUCAGAAACUACCUCAUCCCCAAGGGCACGACCAUUAUAACAAAUCUGACUUCUGUGCUGCGAGAUGACAAAGAAUUCCCCAACCCAGAGAAGUUUGAUCCUGGCCACUUCCUGGAUGAGGGAGGCAACUUCAAGAAGAGUGACUACUUCAUGGCUUUCUCAGCAGGAAAACGGAUGUGUGCAGGAGAGGGCCUGGCCCGCAUGGAGCUGUUUUUAUUCCUGACCACCAUCUUACAGAAGUUUACCUUGAAAGCUGUGGUCGAUGUAAAGGACCUUGAUGUCACCCCAGUUAUGAAUGGCUUUGUUUCUGUGCCGCCUCCUUACCAGCUCUGCUUCAUUCCUGUGUGAGGAA
Molecule: messenger RNA, 737 nt
Organism: Myotis brandtii (Brandt's bat)
Lineage: Eukaryota; Metazoa; Chordata; Mammalia; Chiroptera; Vespertilionidae
Product: cytochrome P450 2C42
Exons: 4
Biological process (GO): xenobiotic metabolic process
Cellular component (GO): cytoplasm; intracellular membrane-bounded organelle
Molecular function (GO): heme binding; oxidoreductase activity, acting on paired donors, with incorporation or reduction of molecular oxygen, reduced flavin or flavoprotein as one donor, and incorporation of one atom of oxygen; iron ion binding
Source: RefSeq, a predicted model, not a curated record